Molecule: messenger RNA, 1101 nt
Organism: Aspergillus oryzae RIB40
Lineage: Eukaryota; Fungi; Ascomycota; Eurotiomycetes; Eurotiales; Aspergillaceae
Product: fungal specific transcription factor domain-containing protein
Exons: 2
Coding region: 1-1101 (366 amino acids)
Source: RefSeq, a predicted model, not a curated record
AUGGCUGGCUACCACCAUCCUCUGCCCCCUCAAGAUAGCUCAACAGCUCUACACGAAAAAAUACUGCUCUAUCAUGCCUUUAUACUCGACCAAGACUUGGCCAUGUACCAUUCAAAGCCGCCCUCACUUACGAGCGACCUGAUUUCCUGUCUACCAGAGGAGGAUCCCGAAGAUGGGCGGAACACGCUAAGGUUUGACGAUGGAUCCACAAUGAACUGGCUCCGUGAGCAGGUCAUCCUGGCGAAUAUCCAAAACAAAGUCUAUGACAAGCUUCGCUCGCCACGGGCGUCUGCACAAUCUCCAGAACAGUUAUAUGUCGCAGUGAUGGAGCUCGAUGAAGAGUUACAAAGUUGGAGGCAGAACAUUCCUGAUAUGGCUCGACCCCAAACUCCUUUAACUGGCUUGGAUGACAUGCGAUUGAUGCCUCUAACCGUACUCCAUUUCUGUUACUUUCAACUUCUUAUAUCUAUUCACUCCGUGGUUUUCAGCAAGGCUGUCCCUCUCUGGAAUCAUUACGAAGAGAGUGACUUGGUCAUCUCUAGUGUUGCAUUGUGCGUUAGUGCCGCGCGGGCCUCGAUUUCCUUACUGAACUAUCAUGACCAAGGCCACCCCUUCACUAUAUACCUGGUAUAUCACAUCGCAUGGAACGUCGAUAUCCUACUUAUCAGCAUUUUGGAAAACAAAACUGCCCCGCAGGCCCGCGAGGAUUUAGAUCUUCUGGGCACGGUGAUCAGGUUCUUUGAAAAGCACGAUCCAAACUGCGAAAGUGCCGUUCCUUAUCAUAUCACUCGGCUGUAUUACCAAGUUGCACUUCGAGCUGUCAACAAUGCAACUGCUGCUUCACAAAACGCCCCUCAAGAAAGCUCCGCUGGACCUUUAGCUACAGCCAAGAACAAUGAGGAUAGCUCAAGCUUUCCAUAUUCUAACCAUGGUGACUCAAUGGAUACUGGUACAGCAACACCAGUAUCGGGUUUAAACGGGUCCCCAAACCCUCUGUUAUAUUCUUGGGGGAUGCAGCUCAGCUUCCUACCUGAGCUUUGGCAGGAUCCUCAUCUGGCCAUGUUGGAUGACGGCUUAGCUGAACACUCACCCGACGUUUAA